AUGGGCCUGAGCGACGACAAGGAUCGCAUUGUGAUAAACGUGGGAGGGAUCAGACAUCAGACAUACCGCAGCACCCUGCGCACCCUACCUGGCACCCGCUUGUCCUGGCUGGCCGAGCCUGAUGCACCCAACCACUUUGACUAUGAUGCCAAGAUCGAGGAAUUUUUCUUCGACCGCCACCCUGGCGUUUUUGCACAUAUCCUUAAUUACUACAGGACAGGUAAGCUGCACUGCCCGGCUGAUGUCUGCGGGCCGCUCUAUGAGGAGGAACUGGCCUUCUGGGGCAUCGAUGAGACAGACGUGGAGCCAUGCUGCUGGAUGACCUAUCGCCAGCACCGGGAGGCAGAGGAGGCUCUUGAUAGUUUCGGCGGGGGGGGCCUGUUAGACCUGGGGAACGAUGAUCAGGAGCCGGAGCAGGAGCAUGCUGAGGAUGAUGUGGAUGAAAUGACUAGGAGGCUGGCACAGGGAGACUCUCCUGACACCAGGAGUGGAAGCCUGUGGAGCCGGUGGCAGAGGCGUGUCUGGGCUCUGUUUGAGGACCCUUACUCCUCUAAAUAUGCAAGGUGGGUGGCUCUGGCCUCGCUGUUCUUUAUUCUGGUGUCCAUCACCACCUUCUGUCUGGAGACCCAUGAGGCCUUCAACCCCAUCAUCAACCGCACUGAGGUGGAACUGGUGGACAAUGUCACGGUGGAGAACACCUACCAGGAGACUGAGACUGCAGCCUACCUCACCUACAUCGAAGGCGUCUGUGUGGUGUGGUUCACUUUUGAAUUUCUAAUGCGAAUAACUUUCUGCCCCAAUAAGUUUGACUUCAUUCGGAACGCCCUGAACAUCAUCGACUUCGUGGCCAUCCUGCCCUUCUACCUAGAGGUGGGCCUCAGCGGGCUCUCCUCCAAGGCAGCUAAGGACGUCCUGGGUUUCCUGAGAGUGGUUCGCUUUGUGCGGAUCCUGCGUAUCUUCAAGCUGACACGUCACUUUGUUGGGCUGAGGGUGUUGGGCCACACUCUGAGGGCGAGCACCAACGAGUUCCUGCUCCUUAUCAUCUUCCUCGCUCUUGGUGUCCUCAUCUUUGCUACUAUGAUCUACUACGCUGAACGAAUCGGAGCUAACCCCAACGACCCACGAGCCAGCGAGCACACACACUUCAAGAACAUCCCGAUUGGAUUCUGGUGGGCUGUGGUGACCAUGACGACCCUGGGCUAUGGAGACAUGUACCCUCAGACGACCUCCGGUAUGCUGGUUGGAGCCCUCUGCGCCCUGGCAGGUGUGCUGACCAUCGCCAUGCCCGUCCCUGUGAUUGUCAACAACUUUGGAAUGUAUUACUCCCUGGCCAUGGCAAAACAGAAACUACCAAAGAAAAAAAAUAGGCAUAUCCCUCGGGCACCCCAACCAGGUUCUCCUAACUUCUGUAAGACAAGCAUCACCUCUCAGCAUCCAAGCCCUAUCCCCCAUGACGAUGUUUUUGAGAUAAAAUUUCAAGAUUCCAAGCUCAAUGGUGAGGCAGCUAACGCAGCUCUGGCCAAUGAAGAUUGCCCUCAUAUAGACCAGGCCAUAUCUCCGGAGGAAAUCUUCAGCCCCAGCGAGAGAGAGCGGCCCUGCUUCCUGGUCACGACUGCUGAACGCCCCAACCACACAGGGGGCAGAGUGAGGAGGGGUUAUGAAAAGCCUUGGAGCCUUAACAGCAUGUCUGGCAUGAGCGGGGAUGCCUCUGGAGUGUCCUCAGUGUCCGCCCUGCCCUGCAGCCCACCCUGUCUAAUGCAGCACUCACAUUCUCCCAUCCCAUCCAUUAUGUAGCAUGGUUGAGUAGCAGACACAAUGCCAUUGGAAGGCCAGUCCACACUCCUCCUCCUUAUCUUUCCUGUCAAAUUUUGCUUUGACACUUUCCUUCGCUCCUGCAUUUUUUUUCUUCAUUUUUAUUUCUUUACUUUUCUGGAAAACUGUAUCUUAACUGUGCUUAUACUCAAGCUUCCCAAGUGUUCUCCUUGGGUGUGUCAUCAUAUCCUAGACUAGAAAACAUUGGCACAUGCCACUCUGCAUGGGUCACCUCAGUUGCAGACAAAGCACUGUUCUACUUCUACCACAGGCUAACCCCACUCUUUUUUCCUUGUGUUUACAUCAUUGCCUGUUGCUCUGUUGCUUUUGAUCUCUCAUACUCUUCUGCCAAUAACUUUUAUCUCAUUUGCUUUUUACAAUUUUGUGAAAGAAUUUUUCAUAAGAUGUAACCCCUGCUAACACUAUGCUGGACAUUAACAAUACAAGGCUUUUAAACAUAUCCAAAAGCUGUUAAGAGAACUCCUCUUAAGUGCUUUGUACGUUGCAAAGUAGAGACGUUAUCAUUCUGAAAGUGCAAUCCAGACAAGACUCAACGUUACCUGAGUGGCCAUUAAAAAAAAAUAUUUGAACAUGAUGUUCAUGAUGUCCAAUGCAAUAUGGAGAUGAUGACAAUUCCUAUGAUACCAGUGAUGAAUACAUCUAAUGUCAACAGAACUAAAACUGUCUGUUCAUUUGCAUGAACUGCAUGAGAAAUUAUGUUCAACAAGAAGCUAACUGUAUUGCAGUACUUGUAAGAAAAAAAAGAGAAAAUUUUCUUUCAAAAGCUUCUAAAGCUUUGUCAUUUUUAUGCAUUUUGAGACAGCUUUACAAGAGACUCAGUCAUAGCAGAGAUUUUUAUGUAGCUGCCAUUCUUUGCCUUUCCCCAAAUUCAUAUAUUUAUUUUUCUUGUAUUUAUUUGACUGGGGCCUCCAACUAAAAUAGCGUGAUUUAACUUGAACAAUCUGUCAUAAAGCCAACUAAUGCUGUUAUGAGCAUAAGUAGUUUUUAUACAAAUAUAUUUACUGGUAGUUUUUAAACAGUAUCAAUAGACUGCAGCAACUUCUAUUACUGCUGUGCUGCUAAAUUAAGGCAGGACUCAUUAAUUAUGAAACAACGGUGCCUUCAUACCUGGUGAGGCAAAGUAAAAGCGAGUAAUAAAUUGACAUGAUAUUACGUAAGUGUUCCCAGUGUAGCAUCAUUACACUUUAUACCAUGCUCAUAACAGUGUAAUAAAAGCUUUAUUUUAUAAGGUGCACCUUGUUCCUAUUGCACCACACUCGCACCCUUAAUCAUGGUUAAAAAAAAAUACCCUCUUGGUUAUUGCUGUUACACCACUGAACACAGAGUAGGAUUUAGUCUUUAGAGGAUACCUAGCACCAAGCAAAAAAGAAAAAUGUAAGAAAAAAAGAAAAUAGUGACAUAUUAGUCCCCAUCUUUUUGUAUAAUAAAGCACAAAAUAUUACUAAAGGGGACCAGGCAACUACAGAUUCAAUAUAUAUAGAUAUAUAUAAGUUUUGAUCAACCAGAGAUGUCACAAUGACUUCUACAGUAUGUAUGUCUAUGAUUUAAAACAUCAAUACUGUUACUGUUACAUGUAUUGAUACUGUCCCAAUAAUUAUGCACAAGUUUUUCAGGGCACUUUACCAAAUUUUAUGUUGACCAAUCUGAAAUGUUCAUUUCGAGAAGAAGAUAUAGUACAGUAAUUAUAGCAACUCAUCUAAGUUUUGUUUUUAUUCCGAAUGAGCAGAGUUUUACAUUUUGAGUCAUGUCUCUUGUGGUAAUUAAUGGACGUUCUACAUUUAAAAAAAAAAAAAAAAAACUUGUGAAGAUUUGAUGUGAAGAAAUGCAGGUGAAUUAUAUGCUCAUGCAAUUCAAGUGAGGGGGAAAAAAGUACGAUACGACAUAGUAUGGGAUGUGGGUCUACUUGGGGAAAGGUAAAUGCAUGUAUUUUACAUUUAUGCAACAGAAAAGUAUUCGAAUAAAAUAUGUAAAUAUAAGUCCUUGCAUGAAAUAAAUUUUAUACACAACGAG
Messenger RNA from Acanthochromis polyacanthus (spiny chromis), 3843 nucleotides. It is a transcript of the gene kcnc1b, whose product is annotated as potassium voltage-gated channel, Shaw-related subfamily, member 1b. The transcript is spliced from 4 exons. The record is from RefSeq and is a predicted model, not a curated record. Gene Ontology annotation, cellular component: dendrite membrane; axon; voltage-gated potassium channel complex. Gene Ontology annotation, biological process: potassium ion transmembrane transport; protein homooligomerization. Lineage: Eukaryota; Metazoa; Chordata; Actinopteri; Pomacentridae. The coding region runs from base 1 to 1794 and encodes 597 amino acids. Gene Ontology annotation, molecular function: protein binding; delayed rectifier potassium channel activity.